CAAUAUCUCAGUAAUUUUCAUCUGUGUACUAUAGUAUGAAUUUCAAACUCUAUGAUAGACAACUUUCUCAUUCAGUUCUCUGCACUCCUUUCAAGCUGUGUGAAAACUGCAUUAGCCAGAGAUUGAUUUUAGAAUACUUCAGAAACUCAUUUGAAGUUUACUCACGAUUUUAUCAAACCUUUUACAUUACAAUAUUGUUUAUUUUCAGAGCCAACUUGAGCAUAGAAGGUCUGCGUAAAAACCGACCCAGUAGCUGUGAUAUAAGCUCUGGUAGCUCCACUGAUUCCGUACAGCAAUAUGGCAAAUACAAUGUGGCGGAUCGUAUACAAACGCUGAGCCCUAUACCAAGUUCUGGCUCGCUGACUACUAUCAAAUACCCAGCGGUCACCAAUCCAAGAUCACGCCGUACCAGCGUUACUAACAGUGUUUCGUCUCACAAGAGCGCCCGUCUAAGCCAACAGGACGCCCAGGGCUACGCCACUCUACGCUUCUUGCAUCGUGGUCGUCGCCCGCUACUGAAUACCACCAAUCAGCUGACGACCUCCUUCAAUCAGCUGACGACCACUUUCAAUCAGCUGACUCCUCUGUCGCCCAUCGAACAGCUGGCUAGUGCCGAUCUGCGCCGUCAGAUAUCGCCACUGGUGCGGCCCCGGAAUAUGGUGCAUCAGGUGGAGGCUUCUGAAUUCGAAGGCGGGGUUGGAGCUGAAGCCGUGUUGUGUGACGUCACAGCCGGGAAGAAUGUGCACAACAUGAUGCCCUAUCAGAGCAGCCGCAGUUGUAUUGCUAGAGGAUCUGAUGCGUCAGGGGCUGAGGAGUCAUCGUGGAGUGGCCCCACCUAUUUGGGCAUAUGUCUGCCACACAAUCUGUGUGACCUGUUUCCCAGUGAUGAUCUCAGACAUGAUAAACCAAAGCCCUACAACAGGACUGAUGUGGACACCAAUCAGGAUGCAGGUGCUGAUAACAGUUCGGCCGACUCGGAAACCGACACGGGAACUGACUCGGGUGGCGGAGGGGGCGUGGCUUUGCUGGCGGUGACAGCAGCCAAUAGCAACCGACAACGGCGCCGCCAUGAUAGGCAGAACUGCUUACUCUGCACUUCCAAUCGAGCAGCCAAUCAGAGGGUGUCUCGCCUGAGGAAGAUAUCGUCUAGCUCCACACAUCGUACUAGGACUGAAACUGAAAGCAGUUACGGCGCUCCUAAUGAAGGCGAGAGUCCUAUUAUGCUUCCCUGGCAAACUAGAGGAGGUUUGGAAGGUGUAAAUAGUGUUGAUAGCUCCAGUAGUGCUACAAGCAUAGUCCAUAGAUCGCCAAUGGACAAUAUGAGAAGCAGAUCUAUGGUGAGGCGUGAUAUACUGAAGAUGGCGUCUCAACUGGCAAAUCCUGUCCUGUAUAAAACCUGUAAACAGGCGCUACUGCAGUAA
This is a messenger RNA of Nilaparvata lugens (brown planthopper), 1421 nucleotides long. RefSeq lists its product as uncharacterized. The record is from RefSeq and is a predicted model, not a curated record. The transcript is spliced from 8 exons. Lineage: Eukaryota; Metazoa; Arthropoda; Insecta; Hemiptera; Delphacidae. The coding region runs from base 36 to 1421 and encodes 461 amino acids.